AUGUAUACACUUCCCGACAGCGACAGCGACAGCAAUAAAAUGGAAGCCCGCGCCUCCAUCCCCGUCUCCCUCCCCGUCCCAAAUCCCACAACAAGCUACUGGCAAGAUCCACCCAGCGCCAUUGCCUCGCACCAGAGCAGCGAGCUGCUGCCGGUAGAUGCUGAUGUUGUGAUUAUUGGGAGUGGGAUUACGGGCGCGGCUGUGGCUUGGGGUUUGUUGCUGGAGCGAGAGCUGGGGAAUGGGGAUGGGGGUGGGAAGGGGGGUGGGAAGAUCGUUAUGCUGGAGGCGCGUGGGGCUUGUUCGGGGGCUACGGGGAGAAAUGGAGGCCAUACGAAAGCAGCCAGCUACAGGAGUUUUCCAUCCAACGUCCAGACGAUGGGGCUCGCGGAGGCGAGUAAGAUAGCGCGGAUGGAGCUGGCGAACAUACGUGCCACGCAUGCGUUUGCUAAGAGGCAUGGGAUAGAAUGCGAGGCGAGGAGCUGCGAUACGGUGGAUGUUAUAUACGAUGAGGCGGAGUGGAAGCGGUGCGUCGAGGCUGUGACGCUGAUGAGGGAGGUGUUCACGCAGCCUGGUGAUAGCGAGGGCGUGGCGCGGUAUCAGCUGUGGAGUGCCGCCGAGGUGCGCGAGAAGUUUCUGGUGCAAGGCGAGGGCAUGAGGGGCGAGGAGGUGAGGGGGGCUGUUAGUUAUGAGGCGGGAAGUAUAUCGGCGUAUGCAUUUGUGACUGGUGUGCUUGAACUCUGUCUCGAACGAGGAUUGCAACUCUAUACCUACACGCCCGCUCUCGCUCUUACCAAAGCAGAAAGGGGGCAGGGGCAGGGGCAGGGGCAGGAUGGAAGUGGACAUGGGAAUUUGGAAAUAAAGACCGCGAAAGGGGUCCUGAGAGCGAGAAGGGUCGUGCUAGCGACGAACGGCUAUACAGCGCAUCUCCUGCCCGCCUUCCAGGGCAAAAUCGUCCCGCUCAGAGGCCAGGUUACGGCGCAUCGACCCGGUUCCGGCUUGCCGGUUGCUGGGCUUGACACGACGUACUCGUUUAUCUACGAGCACGGGUUCGAAUACAUGGUUCCUCGGCCUGCCGAUUCGCCUUUUCCCGGCGAUAUUGUGAUUGGGGGUGGGCUGGCGCGCGCUGUGGAUGGUGGUUUGGGUGAGUUUGGGGAGACUGAUGAUGGGGGGUUGAAUGGGGAGAUUAGUGCAUAUUUGGAGGAGACGACGAGGCGGUAUUUUGGGGGAGAGGUUUGGGGGGUCGAUGGGGAGGAGGGGAGGGUUCGCAGGGAGUGGACGGGCGUUAUGGGGUAUACCGCUGAUGGGUGCCCGUUUGUGGGCGGGGUGCCGGGGAUGGAUGGCGUGUGGAUUGCGGCUGCUUUUCAGGGGCAUGGGAUGGUGUUUUGUUGGGAGAGCGCGAGGGCGUUGGUGGGGAUUAUGAGGGGGGGCGAGGAAGAAGUGGAGGUGGGGGAAUGGUUUCCGGGGGGUUUUGGGGUGACGGGGGAGAGGUUGGCGAAGGUGUUUGAGGGGAGGUUGUUCUAG
Messenger RNA from Lachnellula hyalina, 1521 nucleotides. Its product is annotated as putative oxidoreductase. Bases 1 to 1521 code for a protein of 506 amino acids. Gene Ontology annotation, cellular component: cytoplasm. Gene Ontology annotation, molecular function: oxidoreductase activity. The transcript has 3 exons. NCBI's taxonomy places the organism in Eukaryota, Fungi, Ascomycota, Leotiomycetes, Helotiales, Lachnaceae. The record is from RefSeq and is a predicted model, not a curated record.